Molecule: messenger RNA, 1932 nt
Organism: Myripristis murdjan (pinecone soldierfish)
Lineage: Eukaryota; Metazoa; Chordata; Actinopteri; Holocentriformes; Holocentridae
Product: sodium-dependent phosphate transport protein 2B-like
Exons: 12
Coding region: 1-1932 (643 amino acids)
Biological process (GO): sodium-dependent phosphate transport; intracellular phosphate ion homeostasis
Cellular component (GO): brush border; vesicle; apical plasma membrane
Molecular function (GO): sodium:phosphate symporter activity
Source: RefSeq, a predicted model, not a curated record
AUGGCUCCAAGGCCAGAAGUGGGGACUGAUUCUUCUCCCACUCUUGAUGAUAAUAACACUCCAUCCAAAGAUGCAGCCAUUCUACCGGCUUAUUCUACUGUGGACUUAGUGGAUGAGGAUCCGGCAGAAGAUCCUUGGGAUCUCCCAGAGCUGAGAGACACCGGGGUCAAAUGGUCAGACCUGGACACGAAGGGAAAGAUUUUGAGGGUACUGACUGCUAUAUUGAAGCUUGCCAUGCUGCUUGGAUUCCUAUACAUGUUUGUCUGCUCUCUGGAUGUCUUGAGCUCUGCCUUCCAGCUAGUCGGAGGCAAGGCUGCUGGUGACAUCUUCCAGGACAGUGCUGUGUUGUCCAACCCUGUGGCUGGACUGGUGAUCGGGGUGUUAGUCACAGUGCUGGUGCAGAGCUCCAGCACCUCCUCCUCAAUUGUGGUCAGCAUGGUGUCCUCAGGAUUGCUAGAGGUGCAGUCUGCAGUGCCAAUUAUCAUGGGUGCCAAUAUUGGGACAUCAGUCACCAAUACCAUUGUGGCUAUGAUGCAGGCAGGAGACCGAAAUGAGUUCCGCAGAGCAUUUGCUGGUGCUACUGUCCAUGAUUUCUUCAACUGGCUGUCUGUGCUGAUCCUUCUGCCCCUGGAAGUAGCCACAGGAGUUUUAUACAAGCUCACCAAGCUUUUGAUCGACUCCUUCCAGAUCGAGAGUGGGGAGAAUGCCCCCGACCUGCUCAAUGUCAUCACAGACCCGCUUACCGACUCCAUCAUCCAGCUUGACAAAUCUGUCAUCAGCGGCAUUGCCACUGGUGACGAAGCAGCCAAGAACAAGAGCCUGAUCAAAAUAUGGUGUAAAACGAAGAUCAACACGACCUUUUAUAAUGAGACAGUGGAGAACUGUACAGGCAAUGCCAUUUGUUGGGAAGAGGGCAACCUAACCUGGACUCAGAAGAACAUAACUGAGACCAUCUAUCUCAAGAAAUGUGACCACAUCUUUGCGAAUGCUAACCUUCCUGACCUGGCUGUUGGCCUCAUUCUUCUCGCCCUGUCUUUACUUGUCCUCUGCACCUGCCUCAUCCUCAUCGUCAAGCUGCUCAACUCCAUGCUGAAGGGACAGGUGGCUGUUGUCAUCAAGAAGGUGCUAAACACAGACUUCCCCUUCCCCUUUGCUUGGGUAACCGGCUACAUUGCUAUUUUGGUGGGAGCAGGAAUGACCUUCAUUGUUCAGAGCAGCUCUGUCUUCACUUCAGCUAUAACUCCCCUUGUCGGUAUUGGUGUCAUUAGCCUUGAGAGAGCCUAUCCUCUGACCCUGGGGUCAAAUAUUGGCACAACGACCACUGCUAUACUUGCUGCUAUGGCUAGCCCCAGUGAAACGCUAGCCGAGUCCCUGCAGAUUGCACUUUGUCAUUUCUUCUUCAACAUUAUGGGUAUCCUGCUGUGGUAUCCUAUCCCCUUCACGCGGAUACCCAUCAGGUUGGCCAGAGGACUGGGGAACCGCACGGCUAAAUACCGGUGGUUUGCUGCAUUCUACCUCUUCCUUUGCUUUUUGGUGAUGCCUCUGACUGUAUUUGGCUUGUCACUGGCGGGCUGGCAGGUCCUGGUUGGUGUUGGUGUGCCCAUCAUUGUUCUGAUCAUUUUUGUGAUCAUUGUAAAUGUGAUGCAAUCUCGUUGCCCACGCUACCUGCCCAGUAUCUUGCGCAACUGGGACUUUUUGCCCCGUCCUCUGCACUCCUUGGCACCCUGGGAUAGAGUGGUGACCUCUAUGACGGGCUUCUGUGGCAAACACUGUUGCUGCUGCAAGUGCUGCAAGUGCUGCAGGUCCACUGAGGAUGAAAAGAUUCGGAAGAACAGCAAGAAGAGUCUGGAAAUGUACGAUAACCCAGCCAUGUCGAAGGAUGAAGAUCCAGACGAGACAACUAAAGAGGGUGUCAAAGCUACACCUCUUUAA